This is a messenger RNA of Hyla sarda, 1272 nucleotides long. RefSeq lists its product as uncharacterized. The record is from RefSeq and is a predicted model, not a curated record. NCBI's taxonomy places the organism in Eukaryota, Metazoa, Chordata, Amphibia, Anura, Hylidae. Bases 1 to 1272 code for a protein of 423 amino acids. The transcript is spliced from 3 exons.
AUGGAUUUGCGGGAUCGCGACCGCACCUGGCUCCUUCAGUUGGACCGGGUUUUCAAGGAGGAAUCGGCAUCGAGUGGCUUCAAUGGUCAAAAAAAUAGUAAUUAUUUACAGAAAACUUUGAGUAACCUUCACCAUAGAAGAUUGAAAACGUGGUGGAACAAGAUGUUUCUUGAAAAUUAUAUAAGGAGAGGCCUAAUACCACGAGGUCUCCGGGUCCAAGUCUUUCCCUCAUUCCCUUUGAUAGAUGAAUCAUUCGUUACCCAUUGGGAGGAAGCAUGUACUACAGCAUCAUGUCGAUUUAUGGAGCUUCUGGUCAAUCACAAUAAGGAUACUUUGGACAGGAUUGAAACCGAGAUUGAACAGACAUAUACAUUACUUAAGAAUGAACUUAGUGUGGAGGAUCUGGAAAUAUUUAAUAAACAGAUGGAAAAACAGUUUGAGAUUUGGGAGAAGGAAAUAGCGGCAAUAAAGAGUAAGAAGCUGGCAAGGGAUAUGAAUGAUGUCCAGAUGAAACGUGUAUAUAAAUGGCAACGUCCGUCGGGAGACAGGGGACGACAGAGAUCUGCCUCUAUCUCCUCAUUAUCCUCGGCGGGUGAAAAUUCGGACAACCCACGCAGAUUACAUGGAUCUAAUCAACGACAUAAAAGAAAGAAGUCUGAGUUUGUCCCUCAAGCUAAGAAGCGGUCUGAGGCUCCUCCCACAACAAGCAGCACUCCUGCUGAUACCUUACAGGUAAUCAAUUUGUCUACUCAUGUUUUCUCUCCCCUUGAGAUAUCGGUUUUACAGAAAGGUUUAUCCUUUUCUCCUUCCACAGCUUUUGACAAAUUUACGGCAAUAAAGGAUUUGCAUCUAUUUGGACGCAAUCUUCUUUUUAAAAAAUGGCAUCACAAGACAGAUGAGUCAUUGGGCCUUACAUCCCCUGAGGAGAGACAAGCUCUUAAUGAUCUACAAGAUUUACUAUCUGAACAAGAGAUUCCAGCUGAAUAUGAGGCUAAUCUGAAGUCACUACUGGAUACAGCGGUUGAAUCAUCAGUGAUAUCAAGGAAACUGGCAGAUGCACUCCAGAUACCACAUCCGACAAUAUCGACUCUCUAUUUAUUGCCAAAGGUUCACAAGCACGCUUCUAGACCUCCAGGAAGGCCGAUCAUUUCGGGCACAGGAUUGAUGGCAUUCAAUUGGAACCAGACACUCUUCUUGUUACAUGUGAUGUGGAAUCGCUGUAUACUAGCAUCAACCAUACGGACGGAUUGUCGGCAUCAAGUUUCUUUUUAG